Varroa destructor (honeybee mite) is the source of this 3354-nucleotide messenger RNA. It is a transcript of the gene Cap-G, whose product is annotated as Chromosome associated protein G. Gene Ontology annotation, cellular component: condensed chromosome; cytoplasm; condensin complex. The record is from RefSeq and is a predicted model, not a curated record. Gene Ontology annotation, biological process: mitotic chromosome condensation. NCBI's taxonomy places the organism in Eukaryota, Metazoa, Arthropoda, Arachnida, Mesostigmata, Varroidae.
AUGGUCGAGGGAUCACAGUACAGGGGUAUCGACAAUAUUUUGGACACCCUUCAGAGGCGGCCAACGGCCAAAGAAUCAUGCGAAGAAAAGUUCAAAGAGUUAGCAAAGGCUGUUGGCGUUGACGUGUUGUGGUCUGGCAACCCGGAUCGCCAUGUGCGUGGACUGGUACAUAUUGUAAACUAUCUUAUGAACGUUCAGGACAUUCGGGAAGAUGCAGUGUCUCGAAUUUUGGCUUUUUUAGCAGUUGUGGCCAACAUGGAGGAGCUCAUGGUGGAAGAAUGUCAGCCCAUCUUCGACAAGCUCGUCAACAAGGUUUUACCAUUUUGUGAAGACUACAAUGCAGUGCGGCGACUUCGGGCAUCUUCACUGAUUGUCCAGAUCAUCCGCAAACUUCGUCACGAAGAAUGGCUUUCAGAUGAGCAGUUUGAUACACUAGCACGCCUGGCUCCACUUUUAGCAAUUGAUAAAGUACCCUCUAUCCGUUGCGAAGGAAUUCGUUUGCUGGCUAAACUUCAAAAUCCGCGUGAUCUGGCAUGUCCCUAUAUGAAUAAAAUUAUCUUUCACAUGGCUAAGGAUCCCAAACCGGAAGUACGCCGAACGUGCGUUGAAGUGAUUGCGUUGUGCACUCGUUCACUGGCGAAAAUUCAACUUCGUUCUAUGGACGUGUCUACUUCCGUUCGUAAACAGGUCUAUCAGGUAUAUGCAAAACGCAUCAAAGUGCGUGUUCUACAACUAAUGGACCGAACGCACAUUCUUAGCCGAGGCUUCGCCGACAGAAGUCAGGCAGUUGUGCAAGUAGUAAGCGAUGAGCUGCUCCCCACAUGGCUUGCGCAAUGUGGAGAUUCUCUUCUUACUUUAUUGGAAAACCUCGAUCCUUAUCAUAAGCCCGAAACAACAAUGCGCGUUAUAGAUGUUCUUCUAGAGCGCGCCUAUCGGCAAGAAAAACUGGAAGAGCUGGUCAAUAGUUUCGUCGCCACGCAUGUCUCUACUACAGUGAACGUGAACUCAUCAGGUGUUGUACUUCCGGCUACGCCGGGUGGACCAUCUACGGCAAGCGAAGGUGUCGUCACCCGUGAGCAGAAAUCUGCAGUCAACCAAUACUCGCCGCGCUCAGAUCCGAUUGGCGUAUUAACCGCGACAGCGCUUAUGCUCUGGCGUGGAUUGUGUAUGUUCCUCAACAAGCAUUCGGACGACGGUCUCUGCCAUGCUCUGCUAUUCAAAGUGAUGCCAGAGACAGGCCGUUUAGCAGACCUCAUGGUUCGCACUGUUGGGCGUGCUGAAGGCAUGUCUGGAGGAUUAGACGCCCUUGAAGUCGUCAACCAUCGGCUCGUAUGCACUCAACUUAUUUUAUUGUUAGGCCAUGCCGACUUUUCUGACUUCGCAGGUAAAAGUCGCCUUAAUGAAGCGAUUAAAACUUUUCUUGCUCAACCAAAUAUGGAGCACUUCUUCGAGCCGCUCGUAAGUUUGCUUUGUACACUUCACGGUGACCUACCAGAUGAAGUAAUUCCGGAGGUGGUCGACGUGAUUUCCGAAAUUGAGAGUCCACUGAUGAACUCUGAGGACCGCCAGGAGUUGCUCAGCAGAUCCAUCUGCGGGGAAGAUGGUGGGGCUGCUAAAGGAGCCGAACAAAACGAAGAACAGAUGGAGGAUGAUGCUGAAACUAGCAACAAGGACGGUAAUAAGGGUCCCACAAAAUCGCGUUGGGCGGAGGAGCCCCUUGCUAUCGUGCAGGCGCGCGUCCAAGCGACUCUACUCAGGGAAAAAGUUGAUACGUUAGCGUCGCAGCAAAAAUUCCUCGAGGCUCAAACGGCGAAAGAAGAAUUGGCGAAUGUGCAGGUAGUAAUCGAUAAUUACGAGGAAGAACAACGCAGAGCUGAAGCCAUGUUCCUUUCGAACGAAGAUGAUUUUGAGAAUUCGUUCGAGCAAGGGCCAAAUGCUAAACACGAUGAGGACCAUUUCAAAGAAAUGGAGCUAGACCCCGCAUCGGUUCGACGUUGUUUAGCAAUUAUGGCGUUAGCUUUACGUAAGACAACGCCGAAGCGACUUGAUAUUAUACUUGAGAACUUUAUUGAACAACGUGCGCUUAAGGCAAUUUGUAUGCCUGUCUGCCGAACUCGUGCAGAGGCUGUACGCUGCCUAGUUUACGGGUGUAUCUUGAACAAACAAUUUGCUCGUGCGAAGAUGUUCAUUCUCACUCACAUUGCUAAAAGUGAUACCGUAGAAAUUCGGGCAAUUGCACUACGGGGUAUCUUUGACCUGUUGCUUCGCUAUGGUAUUAAAACAUUUUCCACGCUCGAUGAAGAUCCUUCGAUGCUAUCCAUGUCAAGGUUAGAUUUGUCCCUUGAAGCUUCGCAUACUACAAAGGCAGGAGUCGAAUUCGAUGACAGCGUUAGCAAAAACAAUGACCAACAAGAGAUGCAGAAGAUUGUGCUUUUUCUCGCCGAUUUUCUCAAAACGCGUCAGGACGCUCUGCUGGAGGUCGUCAUCGAGGGUCUAUGCAAGUUGAUAUUUGUUGGCCAUCUGGUUUCGCCACGAAUUUUGGCUCAUCUGCUCUCGUUCUGGUUCAACUCGAACUAUUCGUCAAACGCCAAUAUUAUUCAUUCACUGUCGCUUUUCUUUGAAGCAUACUGCAAAAUGUCCAUAGAACGGAUGGACUGUGUCCGUCAGUCAUUUUUCCCGUGCCUUCGGCUGUUCUUCGAUGCAAACGAGACAUCAGCUCUGGCCACGGUUCCAGUGGAACGAGUCGUUGACACGAUCAUAUCGUUAUGCGACUCAAGAUGUCUGCCCGUGAGUCAGACGGGCGGAUUAGAACCAAAGACACUUACACCACAUGACCAACUCGCGGAGGAACUCUUAAACAAAAUGCUUCGAGAUCCAUAUUCAACUGAAGUGAAAUACUACUGCCGAGCGCUGUCGCGGCUUCGAGUCAGCUCGAACAUCGAUGCUCGUGCACUUCAUCGAUUGUCGAGAAAACUUCAGAAGAAGCUUGACUCCCUUCAGAUGAAACGGCAGGUGAGUAAGUUCGACGAGUCGCUCCGCCCAUACCUCACUGAAGAGCUGCCGACUGCAGUUUCGAAUGUAAACCAGACAGUUAACGCAGACGCAGCCAGUACCGCCUCUGACGAUGCCAGCAGUGAACCGGGUACGGCAGGAACUGGUACUGACGCCGAACGCGUUAGCGUCAGAACCUCAGCUGGAGUCCGAAGCAGCCAGGAUUUUGUUGCCGCUAUCGAGAGCUGCAGCAGUAACAGUGAUGAAGAUGAAGUGGCACCACCUGCCCACGAUGUUGCAUUGCGCAAGCGACUUGAAAGAAGUUCAACCCAGAGAGAUAACGUCUUUUCUGAUUCAGAUUAA